AUGCACCCGCUUUACGGAGAGCAUCAUGGUUAUUACCGCUACGACGGAUAUUCGAGCAUGGGAAUGAAUGCCGCUGCCGCAGGCAACGGUGUCAUGCCUCCGUACGUCGGCACGACGAACCAACAUCAGCAGCAAGCCGUGGAACGCUAUGGUACGACAGCAGUCGUGAGACCUUCCCCAUAUGCUGCCCCGUACGCCUCACCAGCUGCUAUGCACCAAACAUCAGGCCAGCCGUCGAAGGAUAUGGUUAAGCCUCCGUACUCAUACAUCGCAUUGAUCACAAUGGCUAUCCAGAACUCACCGGAGAAGAAAAUAACGCUCAAUGGGAUCUAUCAGUUUAUUAUUGACCGCUUUCCGUUCUACCGGGAGAACAAGCAGGGUUGGCAGAAUUCCAUCCGACACAAUCUCAGCCUCAACGACUGUUUCGUGAAAGUCCCGCGAGACGACAAAAAGCCCGGUAAGGGCAGUUACUGGACCCUGGACCCGGACAGUAUCAACAUGUUCGACAACGGAAGCUACUUGCGAAGGCGACGUCGUUUCAAGAAGAAAGAUGCCCUCCGAGAAAAGGAAGAGAAUCUCUUGAAAAAACAACAGCCUUCUUCCAAGCGGGAAGAACAACAGGGGAAAGAGAGCGUUCAGGCGGAACAGACUGGCAGUAAUCUCGCAAUGAAAACAAACGCCACCGCCGCUGCCGUCCCUAACAACAACAUGGAGGCAUCAUCGACUCGUAGCGACCGUCACUCCUCUACUUCUCCUCAACAGCAACGCAGCAGUCAUCACAUACAGCAGCAAUGUUCUUUGACCCCCAAGAUAGAACCCAUGGAUGAUGACCUGUUGGACCAUCGCCACAAUAAUCUCCUGUUUAACCCUUCCUGCAUGCAAAGGAUAGUCAUGGCCGGAGAUUGCAAGUUCGACAGAAUGAAGACUAGUCCUUCCAUACCAAACAAUAUUAGCCCAGUUACUUCAUCUUCCUUUGUCGAUGCUUCAAUCGUUGAUGGAACCCCCAUAUCAAACUUUUCAGUGGAUUUGUUGGUUAGAGAUCCUAGAGCUCCCUCUCCGAACAGCCAAAUGUCAGAGGCAAUAAACAACAGUUUAUCCCGCACUGGCAUGAAUUCCAACCUCAGAUCAUGUGCCAACACUAACGGACUGAACACCUUGUCAUACGGUUCGCGAACCAGUGGCUUUUCUUGUUCAAGCCUCGCUCUUCCCCCUUGCUCAGCUUCACCAACUUCAUCAACUUUAAAUUAUAACUGUUCAGUGUCACCAAAUUGUGGUUUCGAUCGAGAGACUAGUGGCAGAAACAGUGUGGUGUCAAGAACCGGUGUGAGAGCUAGCUCUAGCAACAGCAACAGCAGUGGACUUCCUGUGGGCAUGAACCAAGGUCUUGACGAGACCGGACAGUACAACAUGGUUCCGAGUCAUGGUGUUCUAUCGAUGCCAGGAUCCCCACAACAGACCUCUUAUAUGAACAGAAAUGCUACAGUGACAUCUAAUGCUUCGAGUGCCAGUUGGAAUUAUCCAUUGCAAAACUCUUCAACGGACUGUUCCCUGUAUGCUGAUGCGAAUGGUAAUUUUGUAGUGAGAGACAUGUUUGAUAGUCAACGCCUCAUAUCUUCGUCUUCUACAACUGGAGUUGUUAAUCCUAGUUGUCAGAUGAAUUUCGGUGUCAACGCAGCAUCGAAUUAUAGUCAUAGGACAGCAUCAACAGUGUACGGCUAUGACUACUCAAGGUUUUAAUUUGAACUGUUGUAAAUAGAUCUUGAUGAUUCAGACUACAGAUGAAAUGGCACCUAUUGUCGAUUCGUGCCAUUUGCAGAAAAUUUUAGAAAGAAAAAUAUGUGCAAAAGGAUUCAUGUAACUUCACCGUCUUCUGGACCUACCUCUAACGUUUCGCAGAGUGAAGAACAGUUGCGGGUGACAAAAAAAGUAUUGGUGAAGUAAACGCCACAACAUGAAAAAUGUGAUUCCUCAACAAAAAAUCUUUAUAAUUGUGUGAUAUACUUAUCCGACACUUUACGCAUCAAGAAACAAUAUUUAUUUUGGAUAUUACUAUAUCACAAUAAAAAAUGAUAGU
Molecule: messenger RNA, 2074 nt
Organism: Uloborus diversus
Lineage: Eukaryota; Metazoa; Arthropoda; Arachnida; Araneae; Uloboridae
Product: forkhead box C1-A-like
Exons: 2
Coding region: 1-1737 (578 amino acids)
Biological process (GO): anatomical structure morphogenesis; regulation of transcription by RNA polymerase II; cell differentiation
Molecular function (GO): DNA-binding transcription factor activity, RNA polymerase II-specific; RNA polymerase II cis-regulatory region sequence-specific DNA binding
Source: RefSeq, a predicted model, not a curated record